GAAAACUUGUGGCUUCGCAGAGCUUGAGUCCGCGCCGAGCCGUGGGAAAGAGAGGAAUGUGGGCGGAGUUUUGGCGGAUGCUUCAAAUUCUGUGACAAGUUGUAGACUCACUUCCUGGUCGCUGCAGUCACUCAUCACCUGUCAGGUAGGAGAGGAGUCGUGUGGAGGAAUUUGGAGAAGAAACACAGGGGCUGUUGUGGUUCCUUGAACAAGAACAGCAUUUAGAGACAGAAAACCAUGGACUGAUGAAUCUGUACAGGAAUUUCGGGUGUAUGCUGGAGAGCUGGGUGGCUGAUGGAUUCCCAGAAGCCUCCUGUUACUCAGAAGAACCUUUGGAGAAGCAGCAGGACGCCAACAGCAGCGACUCUGCUUCUGCAGAUUCAGUCAGACUCCCAGGAACCACUCUAAGGUCUGAAUCUGAAGACUCUGGAGUGGAUUUGUCCAAUGUGGGCAGCCCUAAGGCCUCCAGGUCAAGUGUAUUGACCUUUGUAGACUCCCUCACAUUCAAACCAGCUGCUAUAUGUGAAAUUGAAGAAAAUAUAAAACCUUCAUGUUCUUCACCAGAUCCAUCCCUGCGCUCCUCAUCAUCCUCAUGUUUCUCUGAGGCUCAGAAUUUGUCCACAGCAGCAGACGGACCCUCAGUGGAUCAGGCUGUAGGAAGAAAUGAGCCAGACUGGACGCAGGCUACAGGGAGAGAAUCCCCUUUCCUAGAGGAAGGCCUGGAUGUUGGACCUCCCAGAUGCUGCAACACAACCUCGCUGAUCAGAGGCCUUGAUGCAGCUCCAUCCAGACUGCCCCACAGGACUCAAAGUAUGGGGUCAGGAAGGCCUCACGGACAGUGUGCUGACCAGCACAGACAAGCACAAACUGUACAGCAGCUUGACCUCAAUGACGGAGACCUAGCAGAGGCUGCGUGCCACACGGAGCCUGGCUGGGACGGUCUCUCUCCUGGCCUGCUGUAUCUGGAGCAGAUGUGCCGGAUGCUGGAGAAAAUCGCUCGGUUACAGCAGCAGAACCAAAGCCUUCAGCUGGAGGUGAACAGCAUCCGUGGCCAGAGGAAGACUGCCAGUUCACAGAAUUGUGAAAUCAGCUUCAUGGCUAAUGAAAGACCCAAGGUCCUGCGUUACGAGGAAAAGUCCAGCCCUUCUUCUCUACCUUACCGCCACAGGACUGCCUCUGACACAUGGGCUUUUCUUAGGCCUCGAAGAAAAGCUAAAACUCAAGCUGAAAAGUUCAUGUCCACAGAUUUUUUAGUGGAAGAGCCUGACAGCAACUUGCAUAUGCCUGUGGAAACAGAGGAGAAGAAGGCGGGUAACAGCCUGAAGCGGGGGAUUAGCUCACAAAGAAAGAAUGAGAAGAAAGAGCACUCCAGGAACGGCAGCUUGCAUGGCGAGAAGUCAUUGCUAAGACUGUUCAAGAACAGAAGAAAGACCACUCAGCUCUGAGACCCUGUGACAUUACCUCGACAAGACAGAAAGAUGACAUGAACUUCUGAUGUACACUCAUAAAAAAGAUUCUUCAGGGGUUAUUUUGUAAAGACAAUAACUGUACAGUCAAAUGCAACGCCUGGUCAAAUGACAUGUUUUGUUGAUUUUCUGAGUGAAAAUAAGUUAACACUCCUCUACAAGAAAGCACUUUAAUAUGUCAUUGGUAUUAUUUUAAAAUAUCAUUGUAUUAAUUUAAAAAAGUUAUUUACUUUAAUACACUGGGAAAAAAAAAAUAUUGUGCGAUAACUUGCACAGGCCACAUUAUUUGUUUCAAUAUGUUAAAUUCAGCCAACAAACAGAGUCGGGGUGCCCAAUUUUUUGCAUAUGACCUUGACAAUUCAAAACAUCAUUUGCAUGUUUGAAUCGUUAUUUGUUGAUUUAAAUGGUUCUUCUCUAUGAUGGAGAACCUGCUGUACAUAUUUUUUAAAAGAACCUUUUACAAAAUGGUUCUGUAUAGCACAAAAAAGUGUUCUGCUAUUGUUAGAAGUCAAACUUUGGUACUAUAUAGAACCCUCUUUGCUAAGAGAUGGAUUCCGCAUUGUAAAAUCAGGGGCUUGUUUUCGCAGAUUACGGCUUUUUCAGCUAAUGCUAUAGCUAAUGCUAACUCAGUGAGAAUCUCCUCUUACUGUGGUAAUUUAAUCCAUAACAAGUCUACAUCUGUGUCCAGCAGCGCUGCCAGAAAAACCAGCAUAGAGCAGCAUGGCUGGUCACCAGCAAAACUGCAAAUGUUGUGUUUUGGAUGUUGGUAUGACCAUGCUGGGUGACCAGUUUAACCAGCACCAGACCAGCGUAAACAAGAUUAGACUAGCUUUAACCAACAUGGAAUUCAUGCCGCUUUGUGCUGUUUGU
Molecule: messenger RNA, 2336 nt
Organism: Colossoma macropomum (tambaqui)
Lineage: Eukaryota; Metazoa; Chordata; Actinopteri; Characiformes; Serrasalmidae
Exons: 6
Coding region: 246-1445 (399 amino acids)
Source: RefSeq, a predicted model, not a curated record